AUGAAGUUUGCGGAUGUUAAGAAGAUGGCUUCAUGGCUUUUGGAUGCAAACUGGCAUCUUCUCAGUACCUCCAGUAACAUGGGAAAUAUUCUGGUCAUUGUUGUCAUUGCCGCAACUAAAGGGUUUCACUCAGUGACUUCACUUUUCAUUAUCAACUUGGCUAUAAGUGACUGCCUUGUAGGCCUGGGUGUAAUGCCCUUUGUAGCGUUAUCCCUUCUGUACGAUGACUGGAGCAAUAUAAAUGAACUUUGCUUGUUUGUGGGUUACGUCUCAUCUGUAUACUGCACUGCUUCAGUCCUAAGCGUGGCAGCAGUGUCCUUGGACCGCUACUGGGCAAUAGUGGACUGCCUGAAAUAUGACAAUCCAUGGACAACUCAGCGGUCACUGUGCAUUAUCAUAUGGAUCUGGGUUCAGGCUGCACUUACUUGCUGUCCUCCCUUGUUAGGAUGGAGUCGGCUGGUGUAUGUUCCUUCAAAGUACACUUGUACCAUAGACUGGGCCAACAGCACUAGCUAUGCACUGUUUUUCUCUGCUGUGUCCUUUUUCUUACCGGCGUCCAUGCUUAUUUACUGUUACAUAAGGAUAGUCAUUAUAGCUAUAAUGCAUGCCAAAAAAAUCAGGAUUUUAGAAAACCAGCUGCAAAAAAAUUCACCAAGGAAGAAAAUUGCUGAUGUGGAGAAACCAACGUGUUCAAAAUUAAUUUAUAUUGUGAACUGCAAACUUUUAACAGACCCUCGUUCUUGUGACAGUCAGAGCGUCUGCAGCUUCAAUCCAGAUUGUCUAAAAAACAUAAAGAGAGGUUUGUUUGCUGAAAAUGAUUUCUAUGGAAGGGAUCGCAGUGGCCGCCUACGUGUUAUCUUCAUGGUUGUUGUGUUCAUAUGUUGUUGGGUGCCUUAUAUGAUUAUAAAUAUAAUUCAGGCUGUAGGAGCCACAACUUUACAAAAGACCACCGACAUAUCCUCGCCAGUCCUUACUACAACCUAUUGGCUUAUGCUACUAAAUUCAGAUUUAAACCCAUUGUUAUAUGCUUUGCUAAGCAAACGGUUUCAAAAAGCAUUGAAAGUUCUUUUAAGGAAAGUUUGCAGUAGAGUUUCCUUAGAAAAUGUCCCCCAUUCAUUGCAACGCCGAAGGACAAGUUCUAACAUUACAGGCAUCUCUCAUAUCCACUGCUCCAGUGACCAACAUAAUCCAGGAGAAAACUCAGCUGCUUCUACCAGCCCUGUUCCUAGCAGGCAUAGUAGUCAACAGGAUGAUGAAGCCAUCCCUGGCCAGUUUCUUGAGUACAAUCAACUUAGUGUCCCUCCUAAUGAAACGCACAGAGUAACUGAACACAGUUGUGUUUUGAACCCCAGAGAUCUACCACAUCAAUUUUUGCAAGUGCCUUCUUCCACAUCUUACCAAAUCAGACUACCUACAGUCCCUUCCGGCAAGAAGUCAACAUUGGUUUGUGGAAAUAUAACCAUCAAGGUUAGCUAUGAAGAUAACUAG
Spea bombifrons (plains spadefoot toad) is the source of this 1488-nucleotide messenger RNA. RefSeq names its product dopamine receptor 2-like. Gene Ontology annotation, molecular function: G protein-coupled receptor activity. Gene Ontology annotation, biological process: G protein-coupled receptor signaling pathway. Lineage: Eukaryota; Metazoa; Chordata; Amphibia; Anura; Pelobatidae. The transcript has 3 exons. Gene Ontology annotation, cellular component: membrane. The coding region runs from base 1 to 1488 and encodes 495 amino acids. The record is from RefSeq and is a predicted model, not a curated record.